Molecule: messenger RNA, 2098 nt
Organism: Cololabis saira (Pacific saury)
Lineage: Eukaryota; Metazoa; Chordata; Actinopteri; Beloniformes; Belonidae
Product: carboxypeptidase N subunit 2
Exons: 1
Coding region: 5-1573 (522 amino acids)
Cellular component (GO): extracellular matrix
Molecular function (GO): protein binding
Source: RefSeq, a predicted model, not a curated record
GAAAAUGGGGAAGCCGGGUCUGACUUUCCUCCUGAUCCUCCUCUGCUGCAACGAUUACAGCAGCUCACAGGGCUUCUGUCCGUACAAAUGCCAGUGUUUUACUCCGGAUCAAGUGCUGUGUUCUGAUGAGAGGAUGACAUCUCUACCCACCAAUGUGUCCUCGCAGGUCAAGGAGGUUAUUGUAAUAACAUCCGCUGUGACGUACCUGUUCACUCACACGUUACAGGAGAGUCCACAAAUCACCAAGCUAAUCUUUCUUAAUAACGCGCUGCGAAGCAUUCACUCGAAGGCAUUUGAGUGUUUGACGGAGCUGCAGGAGCUGGAGGUCAGUGGGAACCCCUGGCUGGAGCAUUUGUUUCUGGGAACCUUUUCAAAGCAAGAAAACUUGACUAAACUGCUGCUCAACUUCAACAGGUUCAGCACGGUGCCUUCUGGCUUGUUUGAUUCGCUCAAACAGUUGGAAAUACUGCAAAUGAAGAGCAACAUCAUAUCGUCUCUGCCUGCGUUUCUUUUCGUGAACCUUAACCGGCUCCGCGUCUUGGAGUUGUCCCAAAAUAAGCUUGAAGAAAUCACAAAUGAAACUUUUUCUGGACUAGAGAGGCUGGAGAUUUUGAAAAUCAACUACAACCUCAUCAGUAAUCUCACGUUAAACACGUUCCACAAUCUGUCUCAGAUGAAUGAACUCCACUUGGAGGGAAACAAGAUAACCCAGCUUAGUGACGACGUCUUCUCUGCAUUAACGAAGCUGAGGGUGCUGAACCUCCGCGGAAACCGUCUGACGAGCUUCGCCGAUAAAGUGUUUGGAUUUGAACCCUCCCACCUGGAGGAGCUGAACCUGCAAGGCAACAGACUGGCGGAGCUGUCGUCUCUAAGCAGUCUCACUUCGCUUACGAACCUAAUCUUGUCUUCUAAUCAGCUUUCAGGCCUUCAGGAAAAUCUUUUUACGAAUGUUACGGCCCUGGAGAACCUGGACCUGUCUGAGAACCAGCUCACGUCACUGCCUGAGAGGAUCUUCAGGGGUCUGUUGAGCAUGAACACCAUAAACCUCCACAGGAACAAUCUGAGCACAGUGGAUGCCAAGUUAUUCAUGGACCAGGUCUUCAUUCAGAGGCUGUAUUUGUCGGACAACCAGCUGCAGAGUCUCCCGGUGGGGCUUUUAGAUUCUUUUGUCAUCCAGCACACCGUGAGGCUGCAUGGGAAUCCCUGGAAAUGUGACUGCCACAUGUGGUACCUGCAUGACUGGGCGCUGCGGAGCAGUCGCGAUAUAGAGAUGCUGGACAGGGUGCUCUGUGAGAGCCCAGACUUUUUGAGAAAACAGAACAUCGUUUCCGUCGACAAGGACCAGCUGGUAUGUCGUCUGCCUAAAGAUGACGCGGCUGAUCUGAGCACUUGCAGCCUCCAGGGAUCCAAUGACACCAUGAUCAUCAAGUGUAAAACGGCUAAAUGCUCCGCGGUGACCGUGAAGGUGCAGUUUCAGCGGGAUGACGGCAGCAUUAGGGAGCAUAUCUUUCUAAAUGAAUCUGGUGACUUUCAGUGUAGCAAUGAGACGCUGAAUGAGAGAAACAUUUAUUAGCUUGCCUGCUUUUAAAAGACUUUGUUCGGUGAGCAAACUCUUUCCUCAAACAAAGGGUCAAUAAUAUGCUCUGGCUGUCAGUCAAUACUGUAAAUAAAUCUCUAACCCCCCUCCUGAUAACCAGCAUUCACAGGCGCUGCUGUAAAAGGGGUAAAUGAACCUUUUCUUUAAAAGGUCAAAGUACAGUUUUUGGAUGUAGUUUGAUCUCCAAUAAACACCUCUGGUAUCCUUUUUUCAUUUACACCUAAAAAAAAGUCACGACUUUCACGUGUCUGGUUUUAAUUGAAAACUAUUUGUUUCUUCUAAUUAUUAAACCUAAAUAAAUAAGACAGAAAACAGUGUCUUUAAAAUCUGGUAGAAGAAAUUUAUUGUAAACGUAGCAAUAUAAAUAUAUAAGGAUUUAAAAAUACCCAUAAGCAGGCAGAAUCUAAGACUCCAAAUUACAUUUCAAUAAAAGUGUCCCAAGAUCAAAAUGUAUGGAUCAGAAUUGUAUUUUAUUUUAUUACACCAAUGUGUUGUAUCAAU